Candoia aspera is the source of this 1516-nucleotide messenger RNA. RefSeq names its product LIM homeobox 6 (gene LHX6). Bases 191 to 721 code for a protein of 176 amino acids. Gene Ontology annotation, cellular component: nucleus. Gene Ontology annotation, molecular function: DNA-binding transcription factor activity, RNA polymerase II-specific; RNA polymerase II transcription regulatory region sequence-specific DNA binding. The record is from RefSeq and is a predicted model, not a curated record. Lineage: Eukaryota; Metazoa; Chordata; Lepidosauria; Squamata; Candoiidae. Gene Ontology annotation, biological process: regulation of transcription by RNA polymerase II; forebrain neuron development; neuron differentiation. The transcript is spliced from 6 exons.
CAGUCGGUUUGGUACCAAAUGUGCUCGCUGCGGGAGGCAGAUCUAUGCCAGCGACUGGGUCCGAAGGGCCCGGGGCAAUGCCUACCACUUGGCCUGCUUUGCCUGCUUCUCUUGCAAAAGGCAGCUUUCCACCGGAGAAGAAUUUGGCCUGGUAGAGGAGAAGGUUCUCUGCCGGAUUCACUACGACACCAUGGUGGAGAACCUCAAGCGCGCAGCAGAGAACGGGAAUGGCAUCACCUUAGAAGGGGCGGUCCCCUCCGAGCAGGACAGCCAGCCGAAGCCGGCCAAGAGGGCCCGGACCUCCUUCACGGCAGAGCAGCUGCAGGUCAUGCAGGCCCAAUUCGCUCAGGAUAACAACCCGGACGCCCAGACCCUGCAGAAGCUGGCGGACAUGACCGGGCUCAGCAGGAGAGUUAUUCAGGUUUGGUUCCAGAACUGCAGAGCACGGCAUAAAAAACACACCCCUCAGCACACGGUGCCUCCGUCGGGGGGGUCCCAGCCCCGCAUCCCUUCCGUGCUGCCGGAGGACCUCCACUACCCCCCUUUCAGUGGCCCCGAGCGGGCCAGGAUGGUGACCCUCCACAGCUACAUAGAGAGCCAGGUCCAGUGCGGACAAAUGCAUUGUCGCCUCCCGUAUGGCGGCCCUCCUGUGCACCUCAAAGCCGACAUGGAAGGGCCCCUGUCAAGCAGAGGGGAGAAGGUUAUCUUGUUCCAGUACUGACUGAGCCUUCUCUUUCUCAUCUCCCGGGAAUUGCGAUGCCACUGCUGCUUAACCUCCCUGCCAUUUCACCCACGGCGACCAAGGGACCUUGGGUAGGAGAAGCCACUCGCUGUCUUCCCCACCCUGGCUUCUAACCUGGCCUCUGGAUCUCGGCCAUUAGUUGCCAUGGCCGCGGCCACCAGCCGUCGAGCAUUCCCCCGGGGCGUUCUUCGUCGGGUGGACUUGCUGCCUGGUGAAGACUCUGGACAGUGCCCUCUCUGGGUGAGGGAAGCAGUGGGACUUACUGUGGAUAUAUCUUGUCUGCUACAAAUUUAACCAACGUAGGAAAAGAAACUGUGCCACCUGGGCGAAAUGUGUUCAUUCUAACGUGGAAGGCUGUUGAUCUUCAACCCGUGUAAGAAUCAAGUCUGCUAGCUAGCCAACAUCCAGUCUUUAGGUGGAAACAAAGAAGUGAAACGCUUUCUACAUUCUCAACACAGGGGACCGUGGAUCUUGAUCUGUGGAUUCCUUUCCAACUCUUGGGGCUUUUGACUCCCCCGUAAGCAACAUCGGGCUGUUUUUGGGACUGGCAGGGCUUUGCAGCUCUCAGACCAGAUGCUGGACCUGCCCCGAGAGGUGCCACUCCAGAGAUCCUCCUCAAACCAUCACGGACGCUUUUAAUCCGACCACCCAGCAGCCUGGAGGAGGGUGGGGGGAAAUGUCUAUCUUCCUAAAGCCUGGGAGCCAAAUCCAGUAAUGAGGGCUUGAGCCUUUGCACGGAGCUGAGGAAAUAUUUUAAAAUUCCCUGGUGCCAAC